Planococcus citri (citrus mealybug) is the source of this 2270-nucleotide messenger RNA. It is a transcript of the gene Hacl, whose product is annotated as 2-hydroxyacyl-CoA lyase. Bases 358 to 2079 code for a protein of 573 amino acids. The transcript is spliced from 12 exons. Gene Ontology annotation, biological process: fatty acid alpha-oxidation. Gene Ontology annotation, molecular function: thiamine pyrophosphate binding; catalytic activity; magnesium ion binding. Lineage: Eukaryota; Metazoa; Arthropoda; Insecta; Hemiptera; Pseudococcidae. The record is from RefSeq and is a predicted model, not a curated record. Gene Ontology annotation, cellular component: peroxisome.
UCAUCCAUUCCUUAUCACUCAGAAAACAGGUGGAGCCGUGGAGGAACUGGAGGAAGAAUGUUUUAUCACAAAGUAUUGAAAAUAAUGUUCUUUAUUCAUCAUAGUUUACUUUGUUUUACUCUCUGUUUCUCAAUUAAUCCGUAUUAGAAAAACGAAAAUCGUUAACAAGAUAGUUUAAAAACCAAGUACACUGACACUGGUGCUUUUGUUGUUCCACCCCGUGAAUCUGGUUAAUUAGCUCUCAUCGUAAAGUUUUUAAAACUUUUCUGUUUUACUAGUUUUUUUUUUUUGAAACUUGAUUAGUUAUUCAAACUUGAAACUUUUCCGAUUAGUAUUUCGUAUUUUCAAUCAUCAAACAUGGCUGCUGAUAGUGGAGAAGAAAUCACCGGAAAUCAGGUUGUAGCUGAAGCACUGAAACUUCAGGGAAUAGAAUAUGUCUUCGGAAUUGUUGGAUUUCCUGUAAUUGAACUUGGCAUGGCUAUGCAGCAAGCUGGUCUUCAUUUUGUGGCCAUGAGAAAUGAACAAGCUGCUUGUUACGCAGCUCAAGCUAUUGGUUACUUGACUCGUAAACCUGCUGUGUGUUUGGUUGUCUCUGGUCCUGGACUUCUACAUGUUACUGCGGGAAUGGCCAAUGCACAAGUGAAUUGUUGGCCAUUGUUGGUGAUUGGAGGUUCGUGCUCGCAAGACCAUGAAGGUAUUGGAGGAUUUCAAGAAUGUACUCAAGUUGAUUUAAGUCGACCUUAUUGCAAAUACAGUGCUCGACCUCCUAGUUUGGAAUUAGUUCAUCAACAUAUCGAAAAAGCUGUGAGAUUGGCUACAUAUGGACGACCUGGUCCUUGUUACAUCGAUUUUCCGGGUAAUUUAUUGAGUCAGGUCAUCUCAUCGAACAAAAUCACACCGCUGAAUGUUUGCCCACUUCCUCCGAUUAUUUAUCCUGGCGGCGAUGUCAUAGCUAAAGCUGCAGCUGCCAUAAAGAACGCCAAAUCGCCGUUAAUUAUUAUCGGAAAAGGUGCUGCUUACGGAAGAUCUGAAAACGCAGUGAGAGAUUUAAUUAGUUCGGCAAAAUUACCAUUUUUGGCUACACCCAUGGGUAAAGGUGUAGUUUCUGAUAAUGAUCCUUGCUGUGUCGCUCCAGCUCGUACCGUGGCGUUGCAAAAUGCCGACGUUAUAGUGCUCUUCGGUGCCAGACUAAAUUGGAUACUUCAUUUUGGUAGACCACCUCGUUUUCGUUCAGAUGUUUUCUUUGUGCAGGUCGAUUUGUGCGCUGAAGAAUUACAUAAUAGUAUUCAUUCUGGAGUAGCAGUCCAAGCAGAUAUCGGCGUUGCUGCUAGUCUACUGUCAGAAGAGCUGAAAAAAUCACGAUGGAGUUAUAGUAAUCAAACUGAGUGGUGGAGUAAACUUCGUGAAAGCUGUGCUAAAAAUUCAAAAGCUGUGAAAGUUAUGAUUGACGAUUUAUCUGAACCAUUGAAUUAUUACGCUGCGUUGAGCUGUGUCCAAAAAAAUAUACCAAAAAAUAGCAUAAUUGUUAGCGAAGGAGCAAAUACAAUGGAUAUUGGAAGAACAAUGCUCUUGAAUGAGUUACCAAGGCAUAGAUUGGAUGCUGGUACUUUUGGUACCAUGGGAGUUGGUUUAGGAUAUGCGAUCGCUGCUCAAUUAUAUUGCAAUAAAUACGAGCCCAAAAAACGAGUUAUAUGUGUUGAAGGAGAUUCAGCUUUUGGAUUUUCAGGAAUGGAAAUAGAAACUAUGUUCAGAUAUAAAUUACCAAUUAUCAUCAUUAUCGUAAAUAAUAAUGGAAUUUACGGAGGAUUGGAUCCAGAUACAUGGGAAGCUGUGAAUAACACUCCUGAAAAUACCACAACGAGUCCGGUCACAGCUUUAUCUCCAGAAAUUCACUACGAAAGAAUGAUGAAUUUAUUUAAUAAAAAUGGGUACUGUUGUAGAACCAUUUCAGAAGUUGAACAAUCUAUUCGUAAAGCUUCUCAGAAUACCGAAGAGCCCAGUAUAAUUAAUAUUUUGAUCAAUCCGUAUGCAGACAGAAAACCACAGAACUUCGCUUGGCUUACGGAAUCAAAGUUAUAAUUUCUUCAAAAGCCAUACACCAGCAUUAUUAUUUCUUAUGGAAACGGUAGGGGAAAUCAUUUUAGCCAAUAUUUUUUAUCAAUUAUUCAUGUUUUUCUUUUUUAUACCUUACUCUAUUUUAAUGAGAAAUUUGUAUUUUUCAUGAUGUUAUUUGUUAUUAAUUAAUUAUACAAUAUUGAAGAUUGGCUGUA